Messenger RNA from Mugil cephalus (flathead mullet), 6149 nucleotides. It is a transcript of the gene ptprr, whose product is annotated as protein tyrosine phosphatase receptor type R. Bases 215 to 2344 code for a protein of 709 amino acids. Gene Ontology annotation, molecular function: protein tyrosine phosphatase activity. The record is from RefSeq and is a predicted model, not a curated record. The transcript is spliced from 16 exons. Gene Ontology annotation, biological process: protein dephosphorylation. Lineage: Eukaryota; Metazoa; Chordata; Actinopteri; Mugiliformes; Mugilidae.
CAUCGGGUCGGAUCGGAUCCGCUGCUGCUGCUGCUGGUUUAGAAGAAGCGGCUGCUCGUCCAUCUGCCAGGCCGCUGUAGGAGGCUCCGGGGCGGGGGAAGGAAGCUCCGGCGGCUCGGUGCGAAUAAACACCGAGCGGCUGCUUCCCCUUGAUGCUUGGUUACAGGAGCUGCAGAGAACACAAGCUCCAGGAAAUCUACCCCAGGAAGGAAGGAUGAGCUGCAAAGGAGGAGGAAGGAGAGGAGGAGGAGGAGGAGGAUUCCUCACCAUGUUUCUUUCCUUGUGUCUAACAUGGACACAGCUGCUGAUCUCAGAAUCUUCUGGUGGAAGUCUCUUCCCUCCAUCUCAGUAUGAUGUGGACGCCCUGCCGAAGCCCCGCCCCCAUCAUCUUCAUCAUCAUCUUCACCAUCACCAUCAUCAUCAUCACCGUGUCCACCAUCAGCCCCUCCCCAGCUCCAUCCCGACCCCCUCGGCCCCUCCGACCCCCGACGCCGUCCUGGAGUCCAGGUUCCUCCAGGAGCCCAGCAGAGCUCAUCCCAGCCUGGACCUGCUGGCUCGACCUGCUCCCCAGGGGGCGGGUCCAGAACACGGCGCCGUGUCCGCACGCCAUCUGGUUACCGUGUCUCUGGCCGUGGAUGUGAGGAGGCUGAACGUCAGUCUUCUUCGUUGGUUUCGGGAGGGCGUAGCGGCGGCGCUGGGCGUUCCUGCAGGACACGUUCACAUCAACCAGCUGAAUGAGAAGAAGAAUGGCAUCGAGCUCUUUGUGUCCUCUGAUAGGCCGGGUGUCUCGGAGCCCCGCCCCGCUGAGGAGGUCAUCCAAUCACUGAACGUCCGGGUUCUUCAUCGCCACCUGGGACACUUCGGCAUCACCGAGGUCUCCACCGAGAAGAACGUGCUGCAGGGUGAACAGAGGGACCACGUGUGGAGCAGAGAAGGUUUCUACGCCGUCGUCCUCUUCUUCACCGUCUUCAUCAUCGUCAUCACCUGCUUGAUGGUUUUGUUCCGACUCAAGGAGAAGGUUCAGGUUUCUGACAGACAGCUCAAAACUCCGCCCCCUGACGUCCACCUGAGCCCGACCGUCCCCCCAGACUCCGCCCAGAGGUCAAAGGGCACCAAGGCUGUGACGUCAGGAAGCAUGGUCCAGGCUGAGCUCCCUCCAGCUGUAGCCACGCCCAUUCCCCAGCAGCAGCCAAUCACAGCCUGCCGCCGCCUCGCUCCUCCUGUCGUCCCUUUGCCGAGCCCCGCCCCUGUCCGUGUCAUCAGUUGUGAAGACCACGCCCCUCCCGCCAGUGUUGCCCCAGCAACCGCCAGUUACGAGCUAAAGCCCUGCCCCUCCCCCUUCAAGAUGAAACCUGCUGCAGGACUUCAGGAAAGACGUGGAUCCAACGUCUCUCUGGUUCUGGACAUGUCGGCCCUCGGGGCUGUCGAGCCCCUCAGCGUUGCCGUGGUAACCCCCAGGGAGGCAGCGGCCAGGGAGUACCUGCUGUCGGCCGGGCGACCGUUGACCCGGCAACAGCUCAGAGACAUCGUCAACAACACGCACAGGCUGCACGCCGAGUUCGCAGAAAUUCCGAUGAACUUCAUUGAUCCCAAGGAGCUGGACGUCCCAAACCACGGGACCAAGAACAGAUACAAGACCAUACUCCCCAACCCUCAUUCCAGAGUGAUCCUGAAGUCAAAGAGCUGCAACGACCAGCUGAGCUCCUACAUCAACGCUAACUACAUACGGGGUUACCUUGGCGACGACAAGGCGUUCAUCGCCACUCAGGGUCCCAUGGUGAACACGGUCAACGACUUCUGGCAGAUGGCGUGGCAAGAGGAGGCGCCGGUCAUCGUCAUGAUCACCAAACUCAAGGAGAAGAACGAGAAGUGCGUCCUCUACUGGCCGGAGAAGAGAGGGAUCUAUGGGAAGGUGGAGGUGUUGGUGAACAGCAUCAGAGAGUGUGAACACUACACCACCCGCAGCCUCACGCUCAAGUGUGGGAAUCAAACCCGCGUCCUGCAGCAUUACUGGUACACAUCGUGGCCCGACCACAAAACCCCCGACUCGGCGCUGCCUCUGCUGCAGCUGAUGACGGACGUGGAGUCGGACCGACAUACGGCCCCGACCAUGGGUCCGGUCAUCGUCCACUGCAGCGCCGGCAUCGGACGGACGGGAUGCUUCAUCGCCACGACGAUCGGCUGUCGACAGCUGCAGCUGGAGGGAGUUGUUGACGUCCUGAGCAUCACCUGCCAGCUCCGAGCCGACAGAGGGGGUAUGAUCCAGACAGGUGAGCAGUACGAGUUCGUCCAUCACGCCUUGAGCCUGUACGAGGCCCGCCUCUCUGCAGAAACCGGCCAAUGAGAGCUUCCACGGCUUCAAGCAGGAAGUGAGCGAACACGGCGAGUUCCUCUGGAGGGAGGAGCUUUGAGUUUGAUGGACAACCAAUCAGGACUAUUGUGAGCAUGAAGAAAAGAAGGAAGGUAACUUUCAGAGAGUGGGAAUGUAUCUUCUUCUUCUUCUCUGCUUCUUCUUCACGUGUUGUCGGCGGGCGAUGAUGGAACUCAACUCAGACCCGCCCACUUCACGUCUCUUAAACCGGCCGACCAUCAUCGUCGUCGUGUUGUUUCUGAACUAACCAGACUGUCCUGUUACCUCUUCUUCUCUGUCUCAGAGACGUAGAAGUAGUUUGACUGGAGUCAGUGGUUUCUGUGUCUUACAUGAUUUUAAAGCUCUUCUUCUUCUUCUUCUUCUUCUUUUUUUUUUUUUUUUAAACGUGGUGUUCUUUGGAAUAUGACUGUUAGCUGGUCACACCCUCGGUUUACACCUCGGCUUGGUUUGUGACGUCAGCACGCCAAAUAUCACUCUGUAGUUUAGCCACACCGCUAACGUUAAGGCAAAAGAACCAAAUAUUAUAAAUCCUAAAAGUUCAGCUCAGUUGAGAUGCUACUUUGCCUAACUAGCCAGAUGCUAACAUUACUUCCUGAUAUGUUACCACGUUUGAUAUCCGGUUAAACCUCACAGUAUUAGCUAAUAUUUAUUUUUGUACUGUUGAACAAAUGCAGCUCAGACGAGAGUUUAACAGGAAGAAUUAUGGGAGUUGUAGUUAUUAUCUUAGUAGAUGGAAACCCCACAACUAUUUUAAAACUUUUACAAAGACCAAUGAAUGAAAUUAAUUAAUGUGUAUGAGGAACAGCUAGAAACAAGUGGCUUUACUUAAUGUAGGAAUUGUGAAGUCAUAAUGAAAAUAUUUACAGAUGAAGAGAAAAUGUUAUGAAAUUAAAACCACACAACUAAAUUUUAAGAAUAAAUCCUUAAAGUUCGGCUCAGUUAAGAUGCUACUUUGCUAACUAGCCAGAUGUUAACGUUACUUCCUGAUACGUAAAGACAUUCCAUAUCCGAUCGAUAGCAUUAGCCGUACAAAUGUCCAAAAAUAGUUUAAAAAAGCCACUGCACCUGUUGAGUUAAGAGUCAUCUAAAAAAAAACAUUUUUUUAAACAAUGUUUGGAUAUAAACCAUGACCUAGAUGACAGAAAACCUUCACAGACACAUUAGCCAUACAUGCUACACAUGUUAAAAGCUAACACAUCAAUCUAGUGACCAGUAAGCUCAUGCUAAGCUAAGUCUUGUAGAACAACAAAGCAAUUUGAGGUUAAUUCUAGCUUUAGUAGGUCAGUGUUGCUUUAAUGCUAAUAGAUAGAUUCUAACCUAUAAGCUAGCACGCUAUGCUAACGCAGUAUUUUGUUGUUGUGCUGCUAAGACAAGUUUUAUUUUUGUACCGUUGAAUAAAUGCAGCUCAGAUGAAGGUUUAACAGGGAGGAUUAUGGGCGUUGUAAUUAUUAUCUUAGGAGAUGGAAAUCCCACAACUAAAACUCUUAGAAAGACCAAUGAAUGAAAUUUAUUAAUUAAUAGAAGAUGAUGGAAAACGAGGUACGAUGGCACUUUUGGCCAACAAUUAAAAUGAGUCUUGCUGGAUUAUCGCUCGUUAUAAUCUCACUCCUACAUCAAUGUCUCCCCUUUUAUCGUGUGAUUUGUUGCUUUAAACCAAAAAAUGUGAAAUAAUUUAAGUCACUAUGUUGUAAAUCUGUAAACGAGUUGUUAUUUUUGGUGUAUGAGAGUAAUAAUAUCUUUAUUUUUAUAGUGUUUUUUACAUGGUUUCAGUGUCUUUUAGCAGAAUCAAUAAUUGGCUUUUAGUUGACAGAAAAAUCGUAGUUUGAAGAACAUUCGGAUGUGACCUCUAAACUGAGCCCCGUUCAAGCUUCUCGAACUAAACGCUGGAGCAAUAACUGCCUCAAAACAAAAACAAAUCAAACGAAACGUGCGAGUCAAGAAGAGGAGGAAGAAGGUUGGUUUUUAUAUUUCGUAUAAAUAUUUUAGAAUAAAAUGGAAGUUUAAACGCGGAGGUGUUUUUAUUUUUCUUUAGUUCCUGUGUCCAGUGUUGUAGAGGCGAUGCCAGUAACGAAGAACAUUGAACUCCUCCCCCAAUCAUCUCCAUGUGAAUGAACAGCGUACGCGACAUGUUCAAAGUGCUAUUAAUGUCCACGCCACAAACACAAACCUUGCUGCUACGAGCCGGGAGAGCGUCGACGGACAAUAAACGACACGACUUUUUCUACGCACCGAGAAGUUUUUAUUUUCUACACAUGGUUCAACCCAUGGGACUCGGGACCAUUGUCAACACACCAGAGUUCACUGGUGAUAAUAUGUUAUAGGAAGUGAAAAGUUUAGCCUCAUUCCCUCUGCUGCAACAGCUACGACAACACACACACACACACACACACACACACACACACACACACACACACAGACUGCCUCUGACGUCGUAUUGUGUAUCAACAGUGGGAUGUGGUUCAUGUACUUUAUCGUUGGUGGAGCUUAAAGGGACCUUUUUAUCUUUAUAUAUCUUCUCAUUCACUUUUUAUUAGACACAUCAACACUAUUCACACUGGACGAGUUUUACCUGGAACAGAUAAACUAAUUUAUGAUCCAUAGUUAUGGCUCUGCUACUUUCCAACUCAAUUCACUUUGUGUCAGACCCAGCUCUAAUUACUUUCCAAAUUAUAAUGAAUCAUAAAAUAUAUAUAAAUGAGUCUAUUGAUCCCAGGGAGGAAAUGACCAAAGACCGGUCAGUAUUUAAACCAGCUCCGCCUUCACUCAUGAACACAUUCAUUCUUGAUUAAUGUGUUCAUGAGUCAAAACGCGUUGGUUAUCCGGCGUUUUUCCGCCUCUUCAGAAUCAUGAAGGAUGUUUGAUGAAUCAAAGUGUGGACAGAUGUUAGGGAGUAAAGUGGAGACGUCUCUGACUCAUUAGACCAGGAUGACAUCAUGUUUAUUAUAGCAUUUUCAUCUUCUCAGAGUUUCUCAAUUAGGCUGGUUUGGGAUUCGUACUCAUUUUCAUACCCUCUAAACAUAAACCCCAGAGUGUUCCUCAUAUAGAAUCCAGAUGAAUGAAUGUCUCAUAUCUGGUUCUUGGUCUCAUAUCUGGUUCCUGGUCUCAUAUCUGGUUCCUGGUCCUUAAACUAAUGUAAACAUGUAUUUGUCACAUUAGAACAUAAGAGCUGAUUCAGACACUUGUCAACAUCAUCACAUUAGAAACAUUAGGACACUUGUUUUUCUUCAUGGUUGAGAGGAACCAGGAACCAAGUUACCACAUAUGGCUCCUGGUUCCUGGAGGGUUAAUGAUGAGAACUUUCUGAUGAAGGUCCUCCAGUCUUUGUACUUAGAACUUAAUUAAUUAACUUGGAAAUGGAGUUUUUUCACCUGUUUUACAGUGAUGUCAGCAGAUUAAGGAGAAGGAGGCUCAACAAAGGAUAGAAAUGAGUGUCCACAUUAAACUUCCUGAGCUAAAAUAAGAAAACUGACUCAGAACACAACUGGAUCCUAAUUAUAACAGGAGGUCCCGAUCGAGAAGAAGGAAACGGUGUUAAAGUUCUAAAGGUUCCUUUAAGCUCCUCCAGGGUGAACAUCACAGAUCAUUGAGUGCGCUCGAUGCUAACGCCGGUGUACGACAUAUUCUACAUAUGUUAGUGGGUUUUUAAUGUGCUACUUAUCAACUUGAAUGUUGUAAUAGUCCAGACUUAGCCACUGAGUAGUGCUGUAACCUCCUUAUCUACUCUACCUGCAUAUUUACUGUUACCUGUUAACCUGUACAUUAAAAACACUGGACAUGA